Messenger RNA from Candidula unifasciata, 228 nucleotides. The record is from the annotation of a GenBank genome assembly. NCBI's taxonomy places the organism in Eukaryota, Metazoa, Mollusca, Gastropoda, Stylommatophora, Geomitridae.
ACUGUUCUUGUGUUUGUCCACUAGACUGUUCUUGUGUUUGUCCACUAGACUGUUCUUGUGUUUGUCCACUAGACUGUUCUUGUGUUUGUUCACUAGGCUGUGUUUGUCCACUAGGCUGUUCUUGUGUUUGUCCAUUAGGCUGUUCUUCUGUUUGUCCACUAGGCUGUGUUUGUGUUUGUCCACUAGACUGUUCUUGUGUUUGUUCACUAGGCUGUGUUUGUCCACUAG